This is a messenger RNA of Colletotrichum acutatum, 2011 nucleotides long. RefSeq lists its product as uncharacterized. The transcript is spliced from 2 exons. Bases 119 to 2011 code for a protein of 630 amino acids. Gene Ontology annotation, biological process: proteolysis. The record is from RefSeq and is a predicted model, not a curated record. Gene Ontology annotation, molecular function: protein binding; aspartic-type endopeptidase activity. NCBI's taxonomy places the organism in Eukaryota, Fungi, Ascomycota, Sordariomycetes, Glomerellales, Glomerellaceae.
AAGGGCUCUAGCCCGGCCGCCACGGCGUUAAAUACAACAACAACAACAACAACAACAACCCCGCCUUCCACGACCCGAUUAUGCUAUUGAUGUCGAGAAACUAAACCCCGAUGACCACAUGGAGCUUGGGUUCUACAUUGCUUGUCGAAUGGGCCAUCUGCAAGAGGUCGAAGUCUUCAUUCAGGACAUUUCUCCAAGUCACGCUAUCCGCCAAUUUGGUCUGCAACAAGCUUCCUUCGGGAACCAGCCUGCAGUCGCCAAGUUCUUGCUUUUAAACGACACAGCUCUCCACGGGUAUGUUUUCGAAGGCACGGAAGCCGCAUCAAAAACACGAGGAACCGCUGUUGGCGCUUCCCUUUUCGAGACUUUUCCAGAUGAUGACGACACCCUGGUUCCUCUGCUGCAAACUUUUAUGGACGCAGGGUGGCACCCGAAUCAAGCUUGGGAACCCAGAGAGGGGAACUACCCAAAGUGGGCGCUCCAAGAUCCGUUAUGCGUUCGCAACAAACCUCUGGCCAAAUUCCUCCUCUCUUACGGCGCUGAUCCGAAUAUUGGGCCAGGAUGGUAUCAUAUUCCGACACUAAAGGAACAAGAACCAAACGUAUGGUAUCCAGUUGAGGUACCGUUUCAUCGGCAUGGGAUAUGGACAUUUGGUCUUGCGAUUGAGACCUGGAAUCCCCGGUUCUUUGAGUUGCUCAGAACGUACAGCGAUCCUGUCCUCAGGGUCUCCGAACUCAUGCCCUUGCUGCGCAUCGUGCGAGACAUGGCGGUAUUGUCAGCUGUCGGCCAACAUAGUGGGGACGCUGAACGAUGGGUGAGCCCAUUCUCCUUGCGUCGUGAGAUGGCUGAGCACAUGUUGAGCUUCGAUGAUGUAGAUGUCGAUGAUGUGAAGUGGGCAGGAGAAAGAGGGGAGCAGACUGCUCUGACUUUGGCUUGUGCCACGGGGGAUUGGGAUUACGUGGAGUGGCUUCUUGACAAGGGGGCUGAUCCGAGUGUUCUUGACGGGAUCGCUUUCGCUCAUGACCCAAAGAGGCUGUUGGAGCUUAUGAGUCGGGCAGGGGCAUCCGAUACAGGGCAGUUCGAGGAUGUCGCCCGGCCAUAUCAGAUAAAAUUGAAAAAGCAGCUGGACCAAUUCUGCGUCCCUUACGAGAUUUUCCUCAACAUCAUCGAGUUUCUCGUCCGGGAAGAAGUAAAAAACACCGAUUCGCUGGAAAAUGUUCUCGAAUACGACCGGCGGAGUGAGGCCAGGAUUGUCGUCAGCACCACCGGCUAUGACGAUGACCACUAUGUACGAAUCAACCGAAUUCGCGACCUCCUGCACAUCGACUCCAGAAGCCGCAGCAUGGUCAGCAAGUACUUCCCUCGAAUGGUCAUGAUCACACGCAGACAUUGGCGUGCCCGUUUCCCGUUCAUGGGACGGGUGUGCCUCGCUACCGACAUCUUCACUCUCAAGGAAAAUCACGAGAUCGAUUUUCUCAAGGCCUCGAUCAUUCUGCCCAACGUCAAGGGCAAUGAGAUCGUCCGGAACAUCACGGCCAUCAAAGAAAGUGACACUAAGUUCUUCCGAGAGAACUUCGAAAAUUUUGUCGACGUGCUCGGUUCCCUUCCCAACCUCCGCAAGAUCGUCAUCGACGGUGGCAACUAUCAACCGAAGCAAGAUGAUGACAGAUGCGCAUGCUCUCUCUCGGAAUCCCACCCAGAGUUCACGACCAUUGACGCGUCCCACUUCCCGUCGCUAGCCAAGUGGGCGGAGGACUACGGCGACGUUGCUCGGGAGUUUGGCCCUCAGUUCAAGAAGAGAAACAUUUCAAUCAUCGCCCGUGUCUCCACGAACAAUUCCAAGUCUAAUCUGGAGCUGGAUAUCACCGAGGAUGCCAUCCGCGUCAAGUCCGACUGCCGGAAUUGCGACUGCUGCGAGUGCUGGGUGCAUGAGAUUUGUCUUGAUAUGGCUCGGCUCCUUCGGCAGUGUCGUCUCGCCGAUCUCAGAGAGAGUUCGGGCAGUCCCCCCUAG